AUGUCGCGCUGGCACGAGUCUCACUGCAGAUUGCCAGAUGUAAGCGUAAUCGGCGGGCUUCCUUGCUGUUCGCACUGUUUUGCGAUAUUUCCUGUUGAUGACGUUAAGCCGGACAGUCAGCUACGCGGUCCCCAGAUCCCCUCACACUCUGGCUCGCUACCAUUGAAUCUCUCCUGGCCGCAGUCGGUAAAAUAUCUUGGCGCAACGGCCCCGCGGGGCUUGAAUUCUGGGUCUGCGACGGACUCCAAAGUACAGUCCGAAGAAGACUCAUCGAAAGAUGGCUCAGAGGCAAUUGUUGCCAAGCGUCAGGUCAAGGAGACACAUGGAGAAGACGGGCGGAAAACCGCAAACGAGAGGAGUGCUCCAGGAUAUACGAACCUCAUCUGGUCAGACGAGAUCAGAUUACUUCGGCUGAGCCCUGGUACACCAGGUGAUCCUGUUCACGCAAAUUUUGUCAACAUCCAGCUGGAUCAAGGUCCACCAAUCUUUGAAGCACUCUCCUAUACCUGGGCUGACGAGUCGGGGGAUGCAACCAGAUGCAGACCUAUCUUCAUCGGUCCGUACUGGGAUAUCUAUGUGGCAACGAGGAACUGCGAAAGAGCUCUGUCCAAUAUACGCAGACCUAGGUUGACCCGAGACAUUUGGGUUGAUUCCAUUUGCAUCAACCAGGACGACGAUACAGAGAGGUCAGCACAAGUCAGUCUAAUACCAAGAAUUUACGCAGAAGCAGAGAGCGUCGUGGUGUAUCUUGGAGAGGAAUCUCCGGAGAGCGGUGCAGCUCUCGAAAUCCUGGUAUUACAGGAUCGUGCAAGCAUCUUUUCCGAUCUUGAAGCGUCACGGCUCAAGCAUGACUUAGAACAGCGUACAGCAGCGGAACACACAAAGCAACAACUGGAAGACAUAUUCGGACGACCCUAUUUCAAGAGGCUUUGGGUUGUUCAAGAGCUUAUUCAGGCAAAAUCCGCUGUGAUAUGUUGCGGCACACAAUCAGCACUCUGGCCAUUGAGGGGCCUUGAAAGUCUACGCUCGCUCAUCGACAUACCACGAUGGACUCGGUACAGAAAUUUCCGAAGUAAUAUCACGGAGAUGAACUUUGUUGAACUCAUCGUUGACACGAGGGAUUGCUUGUGCUCGGAUCCACGUGACAAGGUCUUCGCUAUCCUAGACGCCAUGGUUGAAUCAAGGCUUAGGCCUUAUCAGAUCUUCCUGUUCGAGCCACCUCAAAAUUCAAGCGUUGAGAUUGCUUCGGAAGAUGGUUCCCUGCAGGUUUCGGCAAUGAGAAUAUGUCGAAUAUGCGAUCGUUUCAGCACGUCGAAAUCGGCCAAGGGAUCAUAUGCAAGUUUGAGCUCCCCACUGAUCAGCGACUUGAUAGACUACGGCCCAGGAGAAUUUCAUCUAUUUUGUCCUGUGGAAUCGCUUACAGGUUACGAGGUCGUGUUUUGGUUACAUGGCAUCAGCUCUUUCGCAAUCCUGAAAUGCUCGUCUCACCAGUCCCGGUAUUCAUUCGUGUCCUUGUGCAGUCUUGCGCCUAUGAGCCAUGAUCCCCCGAGAACCAAAGAAGGCUAUUUUGCUGUUCGAGACUUCUCGACAACAGAGGAAGAAGUGAUACGCGGAGUGGAUGAGAGCUUAAGACCCGCAGACCAAGCCACAUCGUGGGCGCGGCCAACUUCCUCUGGAAGCUUCAUGUCUACCAUGCAAAGAUUGGCAGAUGCCACUCUAUUCUUCGAGAAUCAAUCACGUGGAGAUAGUCUGCAGAAGAGGUGGCUCACAUUAAGGGAUGAAAUGGAGUGGUAUCUCAGGAGUGAUAGCCACCGCCGGAACUUUGCACUAUACCUCAUCGAGCUAGAAGCAGUACGUCCUGGCGGACGAGAUGCUUCUUACUACCACCCGCCAAGCCGUUCGCACGUUGGACACUUGAAGCAACUAAACAAGCUUCUGUGGUCAUUAAUCCCUGCAGGUGGAUCAUGGGGCCAUCACUAUGCUGGAUCUGAACCUCCGGAGGAUGGUUCUAUUCAGGAUGCUUCCGAUAUUAUUUACAGGCUCAUGAACUGGGCUAGCGUCACCAUGGAAGUUAUAGAUGAGUGUAGCAGAUGGACUUCGAUGAUGAAUUCAAGCUGGGUUGGAGAUCUUACUGGAGCAAGUAUUCCGGCGGAGUGGGCUGCUCGCUAUGAACUGUUUGAAGAAAACAUCACCGCCGGACUCAACGCCGAGAUUACAAGUCUUGACGUUACUUUGCUGAUAUUGGACUUAUUCUCGAAGAGCUAA
This is a messenger RNA of Neoarthrinium moseri, 2265 nucleotides long. RefSeq lists its product as uncharacterized. Bases 1 to 2265 code for a protein of 754 amino acids. Lineage: Eukaryota; Fungi; Ascomycota; Sordariomycetes; Amphisphaeriales; Apiosporaceae. The transcript has 2 exons. The record is from RefSeq and is a predicted model, not a curated record.